AUGCACUCUCAUCAUAGUCAUUCCGGUGACUAUGUCGCACAUGGAGUUGAUCCGUUGGAAGAUAUUAUAACGGAGGUCAAAAGACGUCAAUUCCACACAUGGUGUUUGACUGAACAUAUGCCCCGUUUACAGCCUUCAUUGCUGUACCCUGAGGAAGUGAGGACUGCAGAUGAGCCAGAAAAAGACCUAGCUCGGCUGGUGACCCAAUUCGAGUCAUUUCUAGAUCAUGCCCAGAGAAUCAAGGAAAGAGAGUCCUUGAACAUCUUGAUUGGAAUGGAAAUUGAAGGUUGCAAUGCUGCCCACUUGGAGCAUGCCAAAGCUUUACUAUCGAGAAAGAGCGGAAUAUUGCAAUUCAUGGUGGGAUCUGUGCACCAUGUCCAUGAUAUUCCAAUUGACUUUGACCAGACAAUGUGGAAUCAGGCCAUAGCGAAGACUGGUAACAACAUUAAACAACUUUUGGUAGAUUACUUUACAUUGCAGAGAAAAAUGCUAGAAAGCGUGAAACCAUUGAUUGUAGGCCAUUUCGAUCUAAUUCGGCUGUAUAUGCCUGGUGAUUUGUUAGUCGAUAAGACUUCUGGGAAGAUUAUUAGUGAAAAAGAUGAGGUAGUAUCAUCAAAAGUAGAGAAUGUUGUUACAAUCAGCUCAAUUGAUUCCAUCAUGACAUUAUGGCCUGAGGUUAAAGAUUUAAUUAUAGGAAAUCUCCAAUAUGCAUGCUCCUAUGGAGCUGCACUUGAACUCAAUAGUUCGGGACUACGCAAAGGCUUAAUAGAUCCUUAUCCCCACCGUGAUAUUGUAGGACUGGCGAAAAAGGUUACUCCAGACCUCAAAUAUGUUAUGAGCGAUGAUGCUCAUGCAGUUUCGCAAGUGGGUGUCUGUUACGACAAGUUAUUAAAUUAUAUGGAAAACGUAGUUAAGAUGGAUAAAGUAUCAUAUCUGGCUGAAAUGCCAAAUGGACAACUGGAGUUUAAGGAUAUAUCAUUAGAAGAACUCAAGAAAGCACCAUUCUGGACUACCUUUCGAUAA
Messenger RNA from Kluyveromyces marxianus DMKU3-1042, 1023 nucleotides. RefSeq names its product histidinol-phosphatase (gene HIS2). The record is from RefSeq and is a predicted model, not a curated record. Lineage: Eukaryota; Fungi; Ascomycota; Saccharomycetes; Saccharomycetales; Saccharomycetaceae. Gene Ontology annotation, molecular function: histidinol-phosphatase activity. The transcript has a single exon. Gene Ontology annotation, cellular component: cytoplasm. Gene Ontology annotation, biological process: L-histidine biosynthetic process. Bases 1 to 1023 code for a protein of 340 amino acids.